CUUUAUGACUUCUCGUAUAUGAAGACAUAAAAAAGAGGCAGGACGAGUGCUGUUAAUAUAGAUUAGAAAAACACAGUCAAGUUAUUGUUCAAAUCAGAGAGCAAAGAGACAACAACAGAGGUGUCCAAAACAGUCUCAAUCUGUAAUCCUGAAGCAAACUUUAAAGAUCAAGAUGAAGACCCUGGUGCUGCUCUUUGUGGGUGCCACAGUGGUGCUGGGGAUGCCUCACGUGAAACAAAAUCCAGUUGCAGGAGAGGAAAACCAGCCCCCAGUUGCUGGGGACAGGAUACCCAUCCAAGGUCAUGUGGUGGUGGAGCAUCCUGCACCACAGGUUUUACUGAGCCCUAAAGACAAACAGGAGAAUACGGCUCCAGCAGAACAGAAGCAAGAGGCGAAUGAGGCUGAACUUGAGACAAAGGAGAAGCAGGACGUUAAAGAGGUGCAGGAGAUGAACGCAGAAUUGGAGGUUAAGGUGGAGGAAGAGUUGAAACCAGAGCAAGAACCAGCACCGGAAGCAUCUGUGGAAGGGGAAGCUAUAAUGGAGCCAGGGGUAGAGUCAGUGCUUAUAGAGGAGCCUGAUUUUAAGGUGGAAUCUGAGGAUAAGGUCAAAGUUGAAGGGCUACCUCAAUAUGAGCUGGAGGAAGAAGAAGAUAAGGUAGAUCCUGAUUUUAUGAUGCAAUCAGGGGUUAGGUUGGACACUGAUGUUCAAAUGGAUUUAGAACCAGAAGAGGCACCUGUAGUAAAUGAAGCUCCAGAGACUUUUCAGGCACAAGUGGACGUCGAUAGAGAAAUAGAUCCAGAAAUGGAAGUUGAAGAAAGGCAUAUAGACAUGGAGGGAAAACUCCUGCCUAUCAUGGAGUUAGAGCCACUGGACGAUGGCGACGUGCCUGGAGAGGAAGUGAGCAACACAGGGCUGUCUGAAGAAGAAAUGGCCUUUAGAGAGGCUUUUCAAGAACAGGAUACUGUUGCUGAAUAUGUGCCAGAGGAGGAGGAAGAGGAAGAGGAGGAUAAGGUUGAUGGGGAAGAAGAUUUCCAGGAGCAGAAGGAAAACCAUGUUGCAGAUGAGCAAGAGAUCCCGGAACUACAGCCUGAGUUGACAGGAGAGAAAAAUCCAGAAGACAUACCAAAUGCUAUGGUUCUGGAUGAGGAACUAAUCGACCCAGUGCCGCAGCAGAUGAUGCUUCUGUCAGAAAACUAUUUCCCAGAGGAAGAGGCAGGGAUGGAGAUGUAUGUAAAUAAUAAAAGAGCACCCGAGCCAUUCUCAGAGGAGCCAGGAAUGGAAGAUGAAGGUCUUCCAAUGAUGAUAGGAGGUGAUACAUACAGGCAAGGGGAGCGCUAUUGUCCUGGCGUUAUUACUGAUGGGAAGUGUUACCAAUUCUACAAAGAACCAAAGACAUAUGAGGAUGCCGAGUUCUUCUGCCAAGAACAAUUUUCAGGCGGCCACUUGGCCUCCAUCAUUAGCCAACACGUCCACCAAGUGCUGAUGCAGCUCAUAGAAGAAAGUGGAGGAUAUACACGCACCUGGGUUGGAGGACGACGACUAGAUAGCGAUCGUUUUGUCUGGUUGGACGGAUCCCGCUGGACCUACGAUGACUGGCUCCCAGGAGAGCCGAAUCACACAGCAGGACUGGAGUAUUGUUUAGAGGUUUUAGGAAAUGGAAAGUUUAAUGACUUCACAUGUUGGGAACCUCAAGCUUUCAUCUGCUCCUACCCUUCUCAGUAAAUUCAGAGGAAGAUCUACAAGCUGCCUUUUUUGCCUGAUUGGAUGUUUAGUUCAGAGUUUUUUCCACUUUUCCUUUCUUUACUUGUCCAAUAAUUAGUCAGUCAAUCAUUUUCCAUACCGCUUCUUCCAUAGUGGGUCGCGGGGAAGCUGGUGCCUAUCUCCAGCAGUCUAUGGGUGGGAACGUUUCUGUCAGUCAGUAUUAGUUUUGUUUAUUUAGAAAUAAUGUUGGGUUUUUUUCUGUUUCCUCCACUGGCUGAAAUAGGUGGAGCUCACUUAUAAUAUGUGCUAAUACCUGAAGAAAUGGACUACAUAGGUAUCUAAUUUUUCAUUUUUCUUUUUUAUAAAUAAAACAUUUAGUAAAGAAAAAGUUCUGAACAGUAGUAAUUUGGUUGUGAAUACUGGCAUAAUGGAGCGAAAAUGUAAUUACACUAAUAUUACAUGUAUAAAGGUAUAUAUGUAGGCUACUGUAUGUUCAAAAGAUAAAUAUUAGGCACCACAAAGCUAUAAUACUGUCAGGAUAGCAUGAGAUAUAUCAAUAAACUAUUAACAGUAAUUAUUAGUAAUUCUGUAUAAAUGAAAGCACAAUUACCUGUUCUGAAUGUGUAUAUAUUCAUUGUUUUAGAUACUGAGAAAUAAAAUCAACUUUUAAAUAGAAAUUGUUAUGGGUAGAGUUUUAGGGGAGUAAAAGUGAUUCAACUCCAAUCCUCAUAGAUCCUGUCAUUUAUCAUUUUGUCAUUUAUUAGGUAUACCUGAAAUGUUUUUAUAAUAGUUUCAAUUUAAAUAAAUUGUGAAAAAAUUUUA
Girardinichthys multiradiatus is the source of this 2524-nucleotide messenger RNA. Its product is annotated as C-type lectin domain-containing protein 161. The record is from RefSeq and is a predicted model, not a curated record. The coding region runs from base 173 to 1723 and encodes 516 amino acids. Gene Ontology annotation, molecular function: signaling receptor activity. The transcript has 6 exons. Lineage: Eukaryota; Metazoa; Chordata; Actinopteri; Cyprinodontiformes; Goodeidae.